AUGACAGAAACUGGGACGCUAAUCGAAUCGCAGUACCUAACGCAGGAGAACGCCGCAACUGACGCGUCAGAUACUUUAUGGAAUGCCGUCCAACCACAAGUAACGCAGCACAAAAAACCUGCUUCACGUGGUACUAGUGGAAAACAUGGCGGACGCGGUUCUAGUUAUACCAGAAGUACGCCAUCACCCAUCCUCAGCCAAAACCAGAUCGUUCCUUCAAAUAGUCAACAGGACUUAGCAACUGAGGAUGAGAGUUCGUUCAUCGUACAGGAGAUUGAUCUUCUGCAAAGACAAGGUAUUAAUGUGGCCGACAUAAACAAGCUCAAAAGCGCUGGCAUUUGCACAGUGAAAGGGGUUCAGAUGACAACCCGGAAAAAGUUAAUUAAUAUCAAAGGACUAUCGGAAGUGAAGGUUGACAAAAUCAAGGAGGCGGCUGCUAAAGUCGAUAGAUGUUGUAACGGAUUCACGACUGCGCGCCUGUAUGGCGAACAAAGACGUUGCAUAUUUCACGUGUCAACCGGUUCGUCGAAAUUGGACGCAAUCUUGGGUGGAGGCCUUCAGAGUAUGGGCAUCACUGAGGUGUUUGGUGAGUUCCGCUGUGGUAAGACUCAAAUUUCACAUACCUGCUGUGUAACGUGUCAGAUACCCGUUGAAGAUACAAAUUAUCCUGGCGGGAAGGCUCUUUUCAUCGACACUGAAAAUACAUUUCGGCCGGAUCGGUUACGUAACAUUGCCGCACGAUUCGGCUUUGAUGGCGACAUGAUUCUGGAUAACGUACUGUACGCACGGGCAUUCACGUCUGAUCACCAGAUGGAGCUACUCGACCUAGCUGCUGCGAAAUUUCACGAGGAACGCGGAGUUUUUAAACUGCUCGUCAUAGACUCUGUGAUGGCUCUCUUUAGAGUUGACUACUGUGGACGUGGUGAGCUUGCAGAACGGCAGCAAAAGCUCGGUCAGCUGAUGUCGCGACUUCAAAAGAUCUCAGAAGAGUAUAACAUCUCCGUGCUCAUCACGAAUCAAAUGACUGCUGACCCCGGAGUUACAAUGACAUUUCAAGCUGACCCAAAGAAGCCAAUCGGAGGCCAUAUCCUGGCUCAUGCCUCGACGACCCGCGUUCAACUCCGUAAAUGUCGUGGAGAUACGCGCAUUGCGAAAAUCUAUGACUCGCCAGAACUCCCUGAAGAAGAGGCUACUUUUGCCAUCACUCUCGGCGGCGUUACGGAUGCUGGAGAGUAG
Messenger RNA from Varroa destructor (honeybee mite), 1236 nucleotides. RefSeq names its product meiotic recombination protein DMC1 homolog. The record is from RefSeq and is a predicted model, not a curated record. NCBI's taxonomy places the organism in Eukaryota, Metazoa, Arthropoda, Arachnida, Mesostigmata, Varroidae. Gene Ontology annotation, biological process: DNA recombinase assembly; chromosome organization involved in meiotic cell cycle; mitotic recombination. Gene Ontology annotation, cellular component: nucleus; condensed nuclear chromosome. Gene Ontology annotation, molecular function: DNA strand exchange activity; ATP-dependent DNA damage sensor activity; single-stranded DNA binding.